This is a messenger RNA of Trypanosoma cruzi, 891 nucleotides long. Its product is annotated as mucin-associated surface protein (MASP), putative. The record is from RefSeq and is a predicted model, not a curated record. Lineage: Eukaryota; Euglenozoa; Kinetoplastea; Trypanosomatida; Trypanosomatidae. The transcript has a single exon. The coding region runs from base 1 to 891 and encodes 296 amino acids.
AUGGCGAUGAUGAUGACUGGCCGUGUGCUGCUGGUGUGUGCCCUCUGCGUGCUGUGGAGCGGUGCCGGCGGUAGAUGUGAUGUAGGGGAGGCGGCAGGUCUUCGGAGUGCUGAACUUCCACCUGCACCAGCACCUCUUGAAAAGUCUCCAGAAGGACCCAAAGGCUUACAAGGUGGAGUACCAGGCGUUAAAGAAAAUGUAACACCCGCAUCUUCCAUACCUACAGAGGAAGAGCACGAUUAUGAAGAAGAUGAUAGUGACGAUGAUGAAGAAGUUGAAGACACGGAAAAUGGAGAAACCGAAGAGGAAGAAGAAAAAAGAAAAGAAGGGCAGAGUAAUAAAGGAGGAACAGUUGCACCAGACCCAAAUUCCGGGGAAAAGAAUUUAAUUGGCAGUGAGAAGGAAACAGGCCAGUCAAUUUCAUCUGCUGGGAGCAUUUCUCCUUCCGGCAGUCGGGAAUCAAAUGCCAAUCUUACGCAACCGGAAGUUGAAGAAAAGAAGGAAACCGAAAAAAAUACACCAGCAGUAGAGAAUCCACCCACAACAGUUAACGGAGAGAACACACUGCUUGGGGGCAUUGCGGGAGGAAAUCUUCCAUCACCUUCAGAAGAAGGUGUUGAUUCCCGCGAAAAGGAUGGCAAAGACACCACGAGUGAAGGCGAAAAAAAUGUUCCACCGCCUGCGACCGCAGCCACACCACAAGGCCACCGAGACAAAGGCUCAGAAGGGACUGAGGAAGACACAAAAGCAACAACAGUAACCGCCAACACAACAGAUACGACGAAUACACAAAACAGUGACAGCAGCACCGCGGCCUCCCACACCACCUCCCCUCUUUUGCUUCUUCUUGUUGUUGCGUGUGCGGCUGCUGCUGUGGUGGUGGCCGCGUGA